AUGGAACUUCAAGAGAUGUUUCGUUAUGGGUAUAUGUAUCCACCUCGCGAGAACAAAGUUGGAUCCUGUACUUACUUGGAAUUACCGAAUUACACGAGUUACACGGGCAAAACAAAAUCAGGUUUGCCUCCAGUGAGCACUUUGGCAGUACCUCGUUGCGUAAUAUACGAAAGUUAUAGAAACGAUGAUUGGCAUACUCCGAGUCCUACGACAAGUUUACGAUCUGUUAGUCCUGCUACGACACUUUCUUCGGAAUCGGAGACUAAUGUAACCGGUGCACCCUCCUAUCAUCUUUUGUCUGGAGCAACGGAAGAUCAAAAAUAUACGAAUAAGAGAAUAAAUAAUGGUACUGAUUGUAUCGUUGUUGGGAAAACGCGAUCAUCGCGUUUGGAUACCGUUGAACUUGGAGAAGAAUUAGAUGUGGAUGCUGAUGGGGACACUGAACAAGAUAAGACUCAAUCCUGUCAUGGAAGUGUCGUUAGCAACUCGAGUAGUCUUUCCGAUCGAACAAUGGAUGCCGAUAGUGAAGACGACGAAGAAAUGAGCGAUGGUCCUGAUUCGUCUGGUAAUCCUACUUCUUCUGGACGUGACGCAAGAAGACGUGGCAAAUACGUUAGUUCUACAACGGUUAAAAAACGAAGAUUAGCUGCUAAUGCCAGAGAAAGAAGACGAAUGCAAAAUCUUAAUAAAGCUUUCGACAGGCUUAGAGCUUAUUUACCUUCCCUUGGAAAUGAUAGACAAUUAUCUAAAUACGAGACACUUCAGAUGGCACAAUCUUACAUAACUGCACUUUACGAUCUUUUACAAUAA
Polistes canadensis is the source of this 810-nucleotide messenger RNA. RefSeq lists its product as uncharacterized. Gene Ontology annotation, molecular function: protein dimerization activity. The record is from RefSeq and is a predicted model, not a curated record. Bases 1 to 810 code for a protein of 269 amino acids. NCBI's taxonomy places the organism in Eukaryota, Metazoa, Arthropoda, Insecta, Hymenoptera, Vespidae. The transcript has a single exon.